AUGGUAACAGUGACACUAGUGUGCACUCUGUCGAACACAACUGCCCUGCUGUGUGCGGCGCCCCCUUUAGGCCUGUCAGAGAAGAGCGUAGAGAAGAUUGUAGGUAAGCAGGCAGCACUAGGCUGGUCGGCUGCUCUGUGUCCAAUAACUCACUGCUUUGGACCAGAACUGGAGAUGAACCUGAACAUGGAGCAGGAGGAGAAGAGGUUGCUGAAGGAGCAGGUGCGCCACCUGGAGGUGUCCAAACAAGCUGAAAUCACCAAACUGCAAGAGGAGACGACAAAGCUCAGUGAUAAGCUGAAGAAGAAGCAGGACAGUUUCCAACGUCUUCAGACAGAAAAGGAGGUUCUGUACAACGACAGCAGAACGAAGAUUGAUGAGAUCAAUCAGAAGAAAGAGGAGGAGCUUAAGAUGUUGAAUGUUCGCCUUCAAAAGCUACAGUCUGAUCUCAUGGCAGCCAAUCAGACGACAGCAGAACUGAGAGAACGUCUGCAGAGCAAAGACAAAGAGCAUGAGCUGACUGUCCACACACUAAGAGAGCAGGUAGCCAGUCAGAGUGCAGUCAGUCAGGAGCAGGUGGAGAACAUCCUGCAAGAGAACGAUGCUUUGAGGACCAACCUAGCGGCUCUAGAACAGAUCCAGACGGUGAAAACACAGGAGAUGAAUCUGCUGCGUGAACAGCAGGAGGCGCUGACGACUGAGCUUCAGCAGGUACGAGCUGAGCAGGAGAAACUGUUUGCUCAGAGAGACGACCUGGACUCACAGCUGCAGGAGUCGAACUUUGCCAACAGGAAGUUGUUGGAACAGUUAACAGAAGAAGGACAAGAGAAGGAGAGACUACUGAGAGAGUUGGAGGAGGCCAAGAAGACAGCGGAGAAGAGGAAGACCAUGUUAGAUGACCUGGCCAUGCAGCUGAAUCAGGAAAAGUCUGACCACAAGGAGGCGCUGUCUGACCUCAAACUGCAGCAUGAGAAGGAGGUUCUCGGGGUGAGGGCUCGGUAUGAGAAGGAGCUGCGAGGACUCCAUGAAGAGAAGAAUCGCUCCGAGGAGGAGAUCAGACAGCAGCUGAGAGACGAGAAGGCUCGUUCCAAAGAGCUGGAGUGUCUCCAGCCGAGGGUGGAGGAGUUACAGGCUCAGCUUCAGUCCAUGGAGGGAACCAGAGGAUGGUUUGAGAGGAGACUGAAGGAGGCCGAGGAGCACAUGGAGAAGAAGUCACUGGAACAUCAGGAGGAGAUCAAAGAGCUACAGAGAGAACACACACUACAGCUGGAGGAGAAACAAUGUCAGAUGGAGACAGUCAAGCAGCAGCUGGUGGAGCUGGAGAAACAUAGGGAUGAAGACGGUGACAUCAUCAGCAAACUCAGACAGGAGAUCAAAGACACACUGGAUGGACAGAGGAUUCUGGAGAAGAAGGGGAGCGCAGCGUUGAAGGAUCUGAAGCGUCAGCUACAGCUUGAGAGGAAACGAGCAGACAAACUUCAGGAAAGACUGCAGGAGAUUCUGACCAACAGUAAAACCAGAACAGGUCUGGAGGAACUCGUCCUCUCGGAGAUCAGCAGUCCCAGUCGGACUCAGCAGACUGGAGAUUCGUCCUCCAUCUCCUCCUUCUCCUACAGAGACAUGAUGAAGGAAGUUCAGCCGACCAAUCAGAACAAGUCUGGAGGAGGAAGUCCUCAGUCUCAGCGUCCUGCUGAGUUGUCAGAUGAUGAGGUUGGAGAGCUGUUCCAGCGUCUUGCUGAGGUUCAGCAGGAGAAGUGGAUGCUGGAGGAGAAGGUGAAACACCUGGAGGUCAGCUGUUCGUCCAUGGCUGAGGACAUCUGCAGGAAGAGCGCCAUCAUCGAGACGUACGUGAUGGACAGUCGCAGAGACGUGUCCAGUGGGGCAGUCAGUGGUCAUGGCGGGUCCCAGGGCGACAGAGGUCUGAGUUCGGUCCUCAGGGAUUUGGUGAAACCAGGAGACGAGAACCUGAGAGAAAUGAACAAGAAGCUGCAGAACAUGUUAGAGGAGCAGCUGACCAAGAACAUGCAUCUGCAGAAGGACCUGGAGGUUUUGUCCCAGGAGUUAGUCCGUCUCACUAAAGACUCCAGUGCAGUUGGUUCGGGAUGAGACUAUGACCUGAUACACUCCAUUCCCUCAGCUGGUCUCACACUCACACCUGAACACUUUCUGGGCUUGGACUAAUACUUGGACAUUCCAGUCUGCCUGCUGAGCUGGGACUAAGUGCAGGAAUGUGUCCAUUUGUAAUUAGGGGAAUGGAAACAUCGUAAAUGUUGCUUUUGAAUGUACUGUAAUUAACACUUAUGAGUCCUGGCUAUGACCUGGAAGCCACAUUGUAACUGACUGUAAAGUUUGUUUCUGCUGUGUGUGCGCGCGCGCGCACGCGUAUGCACGCACACUUCUGUGUGUGUGCGCGCACACGCGCCAGGUCAUGUCUGGGUUUGGUCCUGGAACAGCUCAGUUUGUUCAUUUGCUGUAAGUGUGUUUGGAUCUGUCAAUUUCCUGGUCUCUAUGAAACUGAAGCUACAGCUGUAGUUUUUUCGUGGCGCGACUAAAGGUGCAAUGACAACUAAUGUAAUAUGAGUAAAUGUAAUUUUAUGACAAAUCUUCUGGGGCUAAUGCUAAGCUAACAACUCACCUGUGGCUAAUGCUAAGCUAACAACUCACCCGUGGCUAAUUCUAAGCUAACAACUCACCCGGGGCUAAUGCUAAGCUAACAACUCUCCCGGGGCUAAUGCUAAGCUAACAACUCUCCCAGGGCUAAUGCUUAACUCACAACUCUUCCAGGGCUAAUGCUAAGUUAACAACUCUCCCGUGGCUAAUGCUAAGCUAACAACUGUCCGGUCAUGUUCUAUCUGUGUUUUGAUGUUGAAAAAAAUGAUGGAUUUUCAUCAGGCGCCUCGAAAUGUUUCGUCUCGAGUUUAUUAGUCUCUAAUCAAAGUUAGUGACGCACCUUUAUGUAGUCCUCAUCAUGACAUCACAGCUCUGACAUCAUAACUGAGGAACUUUGUCAGAAUAAGUGGAAAAACUUUUAAAUUCAAAGAAUUUGAUCAUAUUUGUUGUUUUUAAAAAAAGAUAAAUAUCGUUUUUUUCAUCAUUUCAUCUUUUCUCUUGAAUCGCAGCUCGUGUCAUGUGGUUCACGUUAAACUCUGAUGUGUGUGAAGUGUUUUGUCUUUAUUUGCACUGGUAAAAACCAAACAGACUCACUUAUGUCUUAUAUUUUUAUUUCAACAUUGUUUCUCUUUAUUAGAAUUUUAGAAUUCAGUUUUUUGUUUUGUUUUUCUAAAAUAUUUGCACCCUGACCUCUGACCACUUUCUGGACGUCUCUUUGUCUUCACUGUUCUGACUCAGGAGGAUCUGUCUUUGUCCUGGACCACGACUCAUGUUGCUUUGUUCGUGUGUGUGUGUGUGUGCGCGCGCGUGUGUGUGUGAGUGAAGAUUCCGCCGAUUAUUUAUGAUUAUGAUGACGACUCUUAUUCAAACUAUGAUAAAAUAU
This is a messenger RNA of Solea senegalensis (Senegalese sole), 3493 nucleotides long. It is a transcript of the gene gripap1, whose product is annotated as GRIP1 associated protein 1. Gene Ontology annotation, biological process: neurotransmitter receptor transport, endosome to postsynaptic membrane; regulation of modification of synaptic structure; regulation of recycling endosome localization within postsynapse. Gene Ontology annotation, cellular component: extrinsic component of postsynaptic early endosome membrane; glutamatergic synapse; postsynaptic recycling endosome. The transcript is spliced from 22 exons. The record is from RefSeq and is a predicted model, not a curated record. Bases 1 to 2106 code for a protein of 701 amino acids. NCBI's taxonomy places the organism in Eukaryota, Metazoa, Chordata, Actinopteri, Pleuronectiformes, Soleidae.